Molecule: messenger RNA, 4992 nt
Organism: Poecile atricapillus (Black-capped chickadee)
Lineage: Eukaryota; Metazoa; Chordata; Aves; Passeriformes; Paridae
Product: peptidase inhibitor 16-like
Exons: 6
Coding region: 60-923 (287 amino acids)
Source: RefSeq, a predicted model, not a curated record
UGGAAGGCGAUAAACUCCUCCAGAGCUCAUAAAUCCGGGCGAGUAGGGAGAAGAGAGAGAUGCUGUUACUCCCACAGCAGUGCAGGAGCCUUGUCAGACACCGGCCAGCCCCGCUGGAGACCCUCGAGAUCUGUUGGGUGUUCCUGGCUCUUGGGAGGUGCUUUAAAUCUGACUGCCAGAGCCGUGGGCUGCUGAGAGCAGAAGCUGCCUGCACGAUGCUGAGCUCAGGUCUUCUUCCCGUUCUCCUGGUGCUCUCAGUGCUGGAGCUGAGCUGGUCCCUGAGUGAUGAAGAAAAGAAGAUCAUCUUGGAUGAGCAUAAUAGAUAUCGCUCCCAGGUCUCUCCUCCUGCCAAGGCUAUGAUGAAGAUGACCUGGGACAAGAAGCUGGAGAUCAUUGCUCAAAACCAUGCACAGAAGUGCAUCUGGGGCCAGAACGGAGGCCCAGGAAGGGAGAACCUCUUUGCUAUGGCCCCAAGCCUGGACGUGAAAUUGGCUGUUGAAGAAUGGAACGGGGAGAAGAAAUUCUACAACUUGACAACAUCCACAUGUGUCCCUGGGCAGAAAUGUGACAGCUACACCCAGGUGGUCCGGGCAGGAACAACUCGCAUUGGCUGUGGGAACAGUUACUGUAAGAAGAUCGAGGGAAGCAAAAAAGAGAACGCACAGCUGCUUGUUUGCAGCUAUUAUCCCCCGAGUACUUCAAAGGACAAAAAGCCCUACACGGAAGGACCCUCGUGUGAAACGUGUCGCAAUGGCACAGUCUGUGUGAACAACCUGUGUGUUUCUGACCAGGACCCAGAAGAACUGAAGACAAACUCGGACCAGACAAGUGUGGAUCCAUCCAAAGGUGGAGCCCCCAGUACCUGCUUGGGGCUUUCCCUCUUCCUCCUCCCCAGUGCCAUCCUGGCGGGCCUUCUGCUCUGAAGGGUCUUCCUCAGCUGUCCCUGCACCCCUCACCAAGGCUUUUCUCAGCGCUGGUUGUUCCACAGCCCUGGUAGGCUCAGGAGACUCCUUGGACAAUUCACACGCUCCCUCCUUACGCCGCCUUCUCUGCUGCAGCCCCGGUGAGCCAAGGGCAGCUGGCAGUCCCAGGGGAACUUUGUCCCCUUCCUGAGGAGACCUGAGGGCAGGAGGGUGUUUGCCAUAAUGCUGGUGACCUUGGACGCUUCUCCUCUUUCCUGGCUUCUGUUCCAUUUCCAGGCUGGAAGUGUUGAGCUCUCCCAUGUACCCACAAACCCAUCUGGCUGGCAGGCCCUGCCACAGCGUGACCCUGGGGACAGAGGGUGACUUGGGGACAGUGAGACAUGGUGCUCGGCUUUGGUGUUUGUCAGGAUGAGUUUCCAGCAGAAAUGCUCUUUUCCUUCCCAAUGUGUUUCAGUUUUGGACAUAUUUUCUCUCUUUCCUUUUUUGUCUAAAUAGAGUGGCUUUUUUGAGGAUUUCUGUUUCCCCCUAGUUGUGGUGUAGCUCUGGCCAGUACUACCCAGCUGAUCCCCCCUCUCCUCCUCAUACUCUGCAGCCCAUGCCUCCUCCCUCUCUCCUCCUCCCUCUCUUGCUGUCUGGCACAUGUCCCAUUCCUCCCCCCAUUACUCCAAUGCCACAGAUUUAUUUUACGCGUGUGCCUGCACCUGUGUGCACGCACAGAAGAGAAACCUUCAGAGCUGAGAGAGGCUACCAGCUCCUUAAUUUAGCUUUUACCUGCAUGUCUUCAUUCUUUGCAUAAUUUCUGUGUAUUUGAAUUUAAAUACAGAUCCUGCUUGAUGUGAAACUUGUACGUGUGUGGUCAAGGAGAACAAGUCCCCACAUGUGUUGGUACAAUCUGAGCUCCAGACAUGCAAGUGCUGCUGUUACAGGUCACUGGUGGCUCGGCAUCCCCAGCUGUGCUGCAGGACCCUGGCUGAGGUCACUGCCAGUCCGGCCUGACCAGCAGAUGGCACUGGGAGAGGCACCGCUGAGAACUGGGCAGCUCAACUCGCCCCGCACACCCUGCCCGCAGCUCUGAGCUUUGCUCCAUCGCCAGCUUCAGCUGCAGUUAAGAAUCACAUUAGAAAUAACCUCUAUUCUUUCUGCUGCCCAGCUGCCUUCGGGGGACAAACCCAUCCCUGGCCUCUGGACAGAGGAUAAAAAUACAGCCCCACAGGCUGCUCCUCACCCGGGACAGGGGAGCGGGGUCAGAGAUGAGACAGCAUUUCAAGACCUCCUCAGGUUUUGCAUCUGCGUGAAGGACAGUGUAGCAUUCCCUAGAAGUUCCCUAGAAACACUACAAAGAGCACAAAACCUUUUCUUCUGCCAGCAAGAUCAGGGCACUCGCACAACCCCUGAUUUUUUGCAGUGCUGGAUCCCCCACCCUGCUGAGAGCCAAGGAGGCACAACACGGAGGCUGCUGAUUAACAGCCACCACCAUCAUUCCAGGAUUUAGGUGUUUUAUCACUGGGGUGGGACUACGAACCUUGUGAAAACUCCUGAGUUUUGUUCUCCUGAAGGCUUUGCCUUGUGGAGACAGGCUGUUGUGCAAGGACCUAUUUAUAGAGUUCCUCGCAGCAGAAAAGUCCAAGCCAGAAGGAAAUCCGCUUUCCUCUUGCCCUGCUCCCCGGGCCAGCGGGGCUGAGCCUGCCCACACAGGCAUUUGGGGGCUUUGGCUUCAUCCUGACUUUGGGGGUUUAGGCAAGGGCAGGGUUUGGUGUGCUGCACAGGGGAGGACACAAAACAUUCAAGGGAGCCUUUUGCAGCAUUUCCACUCCUUUUCUGGGGUUGGCAUAAAGGGGACUCUGGCACUGGGGUGACCCUGGCAAAGAUUCUGCCAGGUCCUUACAGCCCGGUGGGGUGGGAGGAGGAGGAGGAGGCAUUAACCAUCAGCUGGGCUGGUUAAAGGGUGGGAUUUGUGGUGUUUAGGAGGCCUGGCUUCUUUAUGAACCUCACCUGCUUGGUUGCCUCCAUCCCUGGGCCUGUUUCCAGCAGGGACAGGGAGGUGUUUGCUGCUGGUGGAGUGAGAGGAGGUUCCUUUGCUUCAGCUCCUGAAUCUCCCGUGAAUGCAGUGGGCCAGAACAGUUGUGGUGAGCUCACACACCCUGCUGGGUAUUUGCAUUUGGGGUUAUGCUGCUGGCAGGUCCAUCCAGCUUCCCUCAGAAUGUUUGGGCUGGAAGUGCUCUUGUCCCACAGUGUCCUGUGAGGGUCUGGGGAGGACUCACCUUUCUUGAUCUUGUUUCCUGGCUGCUCUUUGCUAAAAGGUCUUGCCCUCCAUGCCAUUGCAACCAUUUGCAAAACUAAAACAGGAGGGCACUUCUCCUGGUGGUAAGGAAUCGAUUCUGGGCAAAUCUUCCUAGCCUCAGUCUGCAGCACGGCUUCCAGAGUAGCUGCUGUCUUCAGCUGCCAGAGGGGAGUGGUGCUCACACCUUCUGUAUCAUUAGGGUGGGUAACCGAGGUGAGGCCACAAUGGCAAAGCUUGGAUGUCCCAGGGGAGGUUUGGAUACCUUGGUCAAAGAGCUGUAAGUGAGCCCUGUUCAUUUUCCUCAUCUAGAGCUCGUUUGACAUAUCCUUGGAAAGGCUACAGGAGGCUGGGACUUCUCUAGAGAACCUGCUGGUCCUAGUGACCUGCUGAGGUGGAAUUGUGGGGAAUGGGGCUGUUCAUGCAGCUAUUGAGGCAUUGUGGUGACAGACACAAUUGGAUGAGUCAAUAUUGAUUAAGUGUCUCACUGUAGCCUCCCUCACUUCAGCUCUCCUUGGUGCUCACUGUACUGGUUUGGACAAUACCCCAUUCUCACCCUGCCCAACUCAGAGGGAUUCCCAGUCAACACUUGUAUCCUAGCAUUUUUAAAUAAUAAAAUGGAUGAAUGAAUAGGAUGGAAGGCGAUAAAGUCCUCCAGAGCUCAUAAAUCCGGGCAAGUAGGGAGAAGAGAGAGAUGCUGUUACUCCCACAGCAGUGCAGGAGCCUUGUCAGACACCGGCCAGCCCUGCUGGAGACCCUCGAGAUGUGAGUCAGUAGCAACCCAGGCUUGGUCACUGCUGUGCUGCAGAGUGGAGCCCCUGGAGCCUGCAGGCUGGAGCAGAGCCUGUCAGGUGUCGGUGUGUGGCUCCUGUCCCCGGGGUGUGGGGAUGGGCUGUUCCUUGAGCGAGCAGAAGGAAAGCUGCAUUCCACACACACUUACCUAAUGCCGGCUGGACACGAGUGUCUCAGCUCCAGGGUGGGGCUCGGACCUUGCACUGCUGAUCUUGAUGCUUCAGACAUUGGCUCCAGAAGGAGUCAUCGGAGCAGGUUGGGAGUUGAGAAAUGGCCCUGCACCCCUUUGGCAGCCACCCUGCUCUUGCCAAAGGCAUCAACUCUUACUCACGUUUCCCCAUGAGCCACAUGCCCUGGUGAUGACUCCUCCAGGGCUGUUUGCUCUUCCUCACAAGCUCUGUGUAUCCCAUUUUCCUUCAUCCUUGUUGCCACGCUCUCCCCUGCAAGGCUCAGCCAGGGUGCCAAGGGCUAUGGGGAGUUUGGUCCUGCAUCUCCACAUCAAGUUUGGAGAGAUCAGCACCUGCACUGCUCUCGUGGAAGGUGUCCCUGCUCAUGGCAGAGGGGUUGGAAUGAGAUGAGCUCUCAGGUUCAUUCCAAACCAUUCCAUGGCUCUAUGAUUCUCAGCACUUAUUACUUGUAAGCCAGGCCAUGGUGAACUGGCCAGCAGGAGCUGGAGCCCGUGUUCAUAUUUUCUAGAUGUUUCUCCAGGUCUCCAGAGAUACAACAGCAAAUAUGUUGAGGUGCCUCCAUCAAGAGACAGAUUUGCCUUAGCAAUACAUGGACACGUCUGGUUUGACCACCUGAGUUGAAGGCCUGGUGAGAUGUUGGCCUCAGACCCCAUUUGCAGGAAUUGUUGGACAAUUGAGUGUAUGGCUGACCCCAGAGCUAGUGAAGAAUGAGGUAAUACACAGAGCUGAGAUCUGGGGGGCAGCAGGAGAGCUGUUGUGGUGAUAGAGCUGAUCCGUGUGGUCCAAAAGCAGAGGAACACCGACAGAGCAU